CAUACCGUGAUAUCAGGUUUCUGUCAAAAUCGGGCUUUAUACAUUAUGCAUAAAAACAACUUAAAUGUAAAGAACUGUUAAGUUUCGUGCAUUUUUGGUGAUUUGUGUAAAACAUCAGGUAUGAAAUAUGUUUGUAAAACGAGUGUCGUAUUGUGUGUUCUCGGUUUACUCAUUAUCACAAUUCAUUUCAAAUACAAUUACAUUUAUGACGGACGACUUGGACAAUCCAUGUUAACUCAAAGAAGUAAUAUAGAUAAUGACAAUGAAGUGCGCGCGUGUCGGUAUGUCUUUCUGGAUUUAGGUUCAAACAAAGGUGUGCAAAUUCGGAAGUUAUUUGAACCUAAUCUUUAUCCAAACGCUUCUAUUAUCCCCGUAUUCGACCGAGUUUUUGGAAAUAUCUCCGAAAGGCAAAGAUAUGCAUGUGCAUUUGGCUUUGAAGCGAACCCGAGACAUAUGAAGAGGCUAAAAUUUAUUGAAGAGUCGUACAAAAACAAAGACUUCCGAGUGGAUUUUUACCACCUUGCUGUUUCAGAUAGGGACAAUGACACAGUGACAAUAUUUUCGGAAACAAAUUUUGAUCUGGAUUGGGGAGCUGGAAUUUUAGAUCAAGCCAUCAACAAUAAGGCAAACAUGACUAGGUAUAAGGUACACACAGUGGAUAUAGUGAGAUUCAUCGUAGAAAUAAUAAAUCCUUUGAAAUCAAAGGCAGUUUUUAUGAAGAUGGACAUUGAAGGCUCAGAGUAUUUGGUAUUGCCUCACAUGAUAAAGAAUAAUAUUUUGUGCAAAGAUAUCAUCACUUCAGCAGGUAUCGAACUCCACGAAUGGGCACGAAAACCACUCAAAACGUCACUGGACCUGAGCAAAUUCAAGCAAAACUUAAAACUACAAUCGUGCGUUCCUACAAGUGUUUUUCCGCUUGACGAUGAAUCAUAUAACUUGGACGUAGCAAUAAAUCCGGAUAGCUGAUCAAUAGCUGACGAUAUAUGAGAUAGGAACAAUGCCAUAUUAACAAUACUUUCGGAAACGAAUUUUAAUCUGGAUUACGGUGCUGGAAUUUUAGAUCAAGCCAUCAACAAUAAGGCCAAAAUGAUAAGAUAUUAGGUACACAUAGUGGAUAGAGUCAAAUUCCUUGUGGAAACAAUAAAUCCUUUGAAAUCAAAAGGAGUCUCUAUAAAGAUGGACAUCGAAGGCUCAGAAUAUUUGGUAUUGCCUCAUAUGAGAAAGAGUAAGAUUUUGUGCAUCAAUAGCUGACCUAUCUGUUUAAUAAACAGAUACAAUUUAGGGACAGACUCAGCAUUUGGCAUUAAAUAAUGGCAUUUGUAAUAAUGUGUAGCCGCACACAUGUGUUCUAUUUUUCAUUGCUUUUUAUGAAAUAUAUAAUACUUAUACUUUUGACAGAGAUGAAAAAUAAAAUAUGAAUAAACUGAUAUAAAAGAAGUGUCAUAUGGGGUACAGUGUGGGGUAUGUGACUUUCCAUCAGAAAUCAAAAUAUAAUAUAUGCUUUGGUUAAGACAAAUUUCGUUUCGAUCAUUUACAAUUAAUUCAGUUCAAAACAAUUUGAGCAUGAUCAUAAUAAACAAAGUCCAAAUAUGUUGUGCAUUGAAAGAAAACAUGUGAAUAAUGCACAAAACAUAAGUGUCGACAUAAUUGAGAAGAAAGCUUUUAUUUUUAAUAAUGUUUACCCUAUUUGUUCCAAGUUUUAGUAUAAUGAUGCUUUUUAUUAUGAAACUCUAUGAUCACACAGUUUUAAACCUUUUAUUUUAUAAGGCAGACUGUGUGGGAUGUUUAUAGUUUCUAACAACGACUGCAUCGUAUCUUUGAAAAGUGUUUGCAUUAGGUGCUCUGAAUUGUAUCCCUCUGUCUGCAGAUAGAGUUGGGAUCUCUAAUCAUAGACGUACUUAGACGGGGUUUGCCUAUACGUUUAUUGGUAUUUGUUUUAUUGAUAAGUUUCCUAAAGGUAAGGAAUACUUUGAUAAGAUUUACCUUUUGCGUUUUAUCUAUAUUAAGGAUUGUUGGGAUACAUUAAAUUGUUUUUGAAGCGCUGCAUCCCGCUGAAUUAGACAUUGCAUUUGUUCAAACUAUUUGUUAAGGUCAAUAUGGCAUUGAGUUUUCGUAAACAAAUGAGCAAAUUAAACACUUUGAAAUUGAGUUUUUUUCCAGAAUUAUGUUCCUUAUUCGGAUUUUGGAGCGUUUUCAAAGAACUUCAAGUUCUAAACUCCGCUUGAACAUAUAAUGCAUUUCUGCAAACAUUUCAUGUGGACCACUGCUGCAUUGAAAUUAUAUCAAAAAUGGAUAAAACUUUAUAUUUUUACGUGAACAAGGUUUCUAUUCCUUAUUCGGAGUUUGUUACGUUUCACUUUAAGAACGUAAGUCUUCUUAAAUAUACAAUGCA
Mya arenaria is the source of this 2392-nucleotide messenger RNA. RefSeq lists its product as uncharacterized. The record is from RefSeq and is a predicted model, not a curated record. Lineage: Eukaryota; Metazoa; Mollusca; Bivalvia; Myida; Myidae. Bases 121 to 966 code for a protein of 281 amino acids. The transcript has 2 exons.